AAUCAAAUCGCAGCUAAAAAGUAUCUUAGGUUGACCCAGAGCCUGCUACAGGAAUAAACCUAUCAUCUUAUUAAAUGUGUGAAUGCUGCCAUCCUGUGGUGGAUGGUGAUAUCUACAUUGUCUCCCAGAGCCAUGUUUUAUUAAUGCUGCUCUGUGACAGCAAAUAUUAACAUGUUCAUUCCAUAGAGGUUUCAAUUUGGUCACAUACUGUCUUCAUAUUCUUAAAAAAACUGAUCAGUAUCAUUUUUACAGUCCUGCACUGUUACCUGUCCUCUGCAACCUUUGUCAGUGUGUGAAAUCGGUUUAAUUUAGCCAGAAAACAUCAUGUCAAACUAAUCUGAGUAUUAUUAUACCGGUUCCUCUGAAUGGCACACCCUCAUAGCCUCCUGCUGUGGAAGCUACCUCCCACUGUAGUUACCCGCUGACACAAACCCGUUGCUGCAGGACGAGUUGGACGAGGGGGGGGCGGCUGAAAACUGGGAAGGGAGUUGAAACGGCAGCAGCAGGAGCAGCAAGGUGUGUCUGUUUCUCACUGGCGUCAUGACUGAAUCAUUUCAGAAAGCGGUAGAGGAGUCGAAGGUGCUGAAACAAAGGCCGAACAAUGAUGAGUUAAGCGGUUUAUACGGUCUCUAUAAGCAAGCCACAGUGGGAGAUAUUGACAUAGAUCGUCCAGGGAUAUUCAACAUAGCAGGAAGAGCUAAGUGGGAUGCAUGGAAUGUACAGAAAGGAUUAUCCAAAGAAGAAGCGAUGGCUGCCUACAUUAAGUUGGUCGAGGAGCUGAAGGCAAAAUAUGGAAUCGAUUUGUAGAGUUCCUCUAAAUGCACUUUAUUUCUUGCCAGGAGCAUUGUUGU
Acanthopagrus latus (yellowfin seabream) is the source of this 851-nucleotide messenger RNA. RefSeq names its product acyl-CoA-binding protein-like. Lineage: Eukaryota; Metazoa; Chordata; Actinopteri; Spariformes; Sparidae. The transcript has 4 exons. Bases 541 to 807 code for a protein of 88 amino acids. The record is from RefSeq and is a predicted model, not a curated record. Gene Ontology annotation, biological process: fatty acid metabolic process. Gene Ontology annotation, molecular function: fatty-acyl-CoA binding.